AUGAAUCUCAAACUUCUUCUUAGUCUCCUCUUUAUUGUAUGGAGAUCAACGUCGGCAGAUGAAUUCACAAAUCAUUGGAGGGCGACGGAAGACGUUGCCAACGUUCAGUUUUGUUCACAUGACAGUUACAACAAAGACGGUUCAUGUGUAUGUGAUGUUGACUACACGGGUAACUUUUGUUUGAAUCGAAAAUGUCGAAGCUUUGGAUUCGAUGGAUACCUGCCAAAGAAUCCGGUAAAAGUGGAUCGUUGUAUUUGCCCACCAGGAUUUCUAGGAAGAAAUUGUGAACCAGUGUCCUGUGUGUCCGGAAAGAGCCAAGUUUACUCAAGUUUGAAAACUGAAAAAACCAUUUCUCUACUUGCUUCAUACAACGUAAAAUUGCAAAAAAUCUGGGAAAAUGGAGAUAUCGGACAAUUGAUUUGCAACGAAACUGACUACGCAAGAAACUUCAAUUACAAUUAUGAGAAUGCCACUCUUUACACAAAAAACGAAAAUAGUUUAUCUUGUGUCGCCAAGCUCAACCAAUACUUAACUGCUGACAGUUGUACAGACGAUGAUGAGAAACCAAUUGCUUGCAUUCCAUUGGAUAUCAACAAUUUGAACUCAAUUGUUCAAUAUUCACCUCCAAAUUCAAUUGUUAGUUAUUCUUGUUUUGGAAAAAGUUUCUAG
Caenorhabditis briggsae is the source of this 669-nucleotide messenger RNA. The transcript is spliced from 4 exons. The record is from RefSeq and is a predicted model, not a curated record. Lineage: Eukaryota; Metazoa; Nematoda; Chromadorea; Rhabditida; Rhabditidae. The coding region runs from base 1 to 669 and encodes 222 amino acids.